ACUGAAAGCCUGUUACGUUUUAACAAGGAGGUUUAAAAGUUUUUAAACCUCCUUGGUUUUAAUCAAUGAAAUGAAAUUAGAUUUUUUGAUUAAAAAAAAAUUAGAUCAGGUUUCCUUCAGAACUAGCUACAAGUCUCAUGAAAUUGAACUUUCAACGUGCUGCUUCGGUGAUAAAGAAUGCUAAGGCAUUGAUUAUUACAGCUGGUGCAGGCAUGGGAGUGGACUCUGGCUUGCCAGAUUUUCGAGGACCUGAAGGAUUUUGGAAAGCAUAUCCACCCAUAAAACAGAGGCGAUUAACACUUCCGGAGAUGAGUACACCUAGUUGGUUUGAAAGUGAUCCUCAAUUCGCUUGGGGAUUUUUUGGUCACAGAUUAUUGUUGUACCGAAACACUCAGCCACACCAUGGUUUUCAAAUUCUUAAAAAAUGGGGAGAAAAGAAGGAAUUUGGUUAUUUUGUCUACACAAGCAAUGUUGAUGGCCAUUUUCAAAAAGCUGGCUUCAGUGAAGAAAGGGUUGUUGAGUGUCAUGGAAGCAUACACUUUAUGCAACCAACAAAAAGUUACAAUUAUAUAUGGCCAACACCAGAAGACUUAGAAUUUGUAAUUGACAAUAGGACAUUAAAAGCACAACCACCUCUACCAACUGGGCCACCAGGUUUACCAAUAGAAAAACAAGUUAUGGGACGACCAAAUAUUUUAAUGUUUGGUGAUGCAUACUGGUUACCUGGCAGAACUGAUGACCAAGAAGAGAGAUUUUAUGAAUGGGUUAAGCUACUACAGAAACAACCAGUUGUUGUUGUGGAAAUUGGUGCAGGAUUAGCUGUUCCAACUAUUCGGAACACCAGUCAGGGAAUUAUAAAGUACUCUAGACAUGAAGACAGUUAUUUGAUUCGAAUAAACCCAAAUGAACCACAAGUAAUACGACCAGUAGAUUUUGCUUUACCAAUGAAUUGUUUAGAUGCUUUAGAAGCGAUAGAUGCAUAUAUGGAUAAAUAAAUUUAAUUUUUUUAAAUUUUUAUAUUGGAUCUGUUGUUUAUUUGUUUGUUAAUUUAGUUUUUUUCUUUGUUACCUAACCUGGUACAGUAAGGUACAGUGUGUUUAAGAUAAAGUCUAUAUUAAGCUUUUCUGGAAAAGAUUUUUUUGAAAUUUUUGAAUUAAUGUGCUGUUUAUUUCCACAUGGAUAAUUAUUUUAAGGUUUAAAUUUCCUUUUCAGAAGAACUUUUGCAGAAUCAACCAAGUUCUCUAUUCUGUUAAUGGAGAUUUUAUUAAAAAUAAUAUAUUUUUAUUUAUAUAUGACUGUUGUGUAUAUUGGAGAUAAGUAAAUGUAUUGACUAUCCUUUAUUCUGUAAAAAAGUUUUAUUUAUAUAUACUUUAAUUGGAGAAACUUUUGCAAGAGAAACUUUCGCGAAUUUGCCAUUUUCGCGAAAAAUUAUCUUGCGAAAAUGUGCGAGUUUCUUCAUUCGCAAAACUUUGUCCAGUAAGCUAUUUUAUCAUUUUUCACCAAAAACGCACAAAAUACUUAGAAAUCUUUUCAAGGAGGAAAAUUUAUAACAUUUUCAAUUAUGCUAAGAAUUUUCUAGCUGAAAAAUUCUUGUUCGCGAAAGUUUAUCUUGCAAAAAUUUACGGGUUUCUUCAGUCACGAAAGUUAAUCUUGCGAAAUGUUCCGAAUUUCUUCAUUCAUGAAAGUUUAUCCAAUUAAAGUAAUAUGUACUGUUAGUUUCUCUUGCAUAUAAUAAAGGCUAAAAAAAUUUGCAGCAACAUGGCUUACAAAAGUUUUGUAGCUGUUUAUUAGUCUCAUGAGCUUUUUAUAGGAACUGUGAAUAGUAUAUGUUUAACAGUAUUUUCUCACUUUUUUAUGUGCCGAUUACAUACUUCAAUUUUUCAUGUAAUCAUAGAUAGUGAAAGGCAUUAAAUGUUGUUUUAAGGAA
Molecule: messenger RNA, 1927 nt
Organism: Hydractinia symbiolongicarpus
Lineage: Eukaryota; Metazoa; Cnidaria; Hydrozoa; Anthoathecata; Hydractiniidae
Product: NAD-dependent protein deacylase-like
Exons: 3
Coding region: 138-995 (285 amino acids)
Molecular function (GO): NAD+ binding
Source: RefSeq, a predicted model, not a curated record